Messenger RNA from Aphanomyces invadans, 570 nucleotides. RefSeq lists its product as hypothetical. Gene Ontology annotation, cellular component: cytoplasmic dynein complex; cytoplasm. Gene Ontology annotation, biological process: microtubule-based movement. The transcript has 5 exons. The coding region runs from base 37 to 375 and encodes 112 amino acids. Gene Ontology annotation, molecular function: dynein intermediate chain binding. Lineage: Eukaryota; Oomycota; Saprolegniomycetes; Saprolegniales; Verrucalvaceae. The record is from RefSeq and is a predicted model, not a curated record.
CAGGAGCGUGCUUCGUCGGACCUGGGGCAUAAGAGCAUGUUGCCAACGAGUUGCUACGACUUCCCGCUGCUCAAAGACGAAGCCACAACGAUCGCGCAGGAUGCCGUGCUGAGCUCGUUGGAUGGUAAAGCAUAUGAUCAAGCGAAGGUGAACGACUGGAUCAAUGUCAUUACGAUGUCGUGUCUGGACGACCUGAAGAAGCUAUGCCAGAAUUUCAAGUACAUCGUCACGUGCACGAUAAAGCAAAAGCGAGGGGGGGGCUUGGACGUCGAGAGUGUUUGUUACUGGGACGACAAGUCGGACGGAGCGUGCUUUUUCACGUGGGACAACAGCUCGAUGCAGGCGGCCAUUGUGAUUUACGGCCUCGCCAUCUAGUUCAAUCCGUGCCAUGUGAGGCAUUCCCCGUUGUCGUCGACAAGCAUCUGGUCGAUGGCCUACUCGACACUCCAUUCACCUGCCGGGCUCUGUACUGGGUGCUUGUACCCUGACUCUCCUUCUCGACACACUCCUUUUGCAAUACAUUGAAGUAGGCACGAUCGUCAUAUGGUGCUAUACGGUUGUACUGUGGCG